CCCGGAGGUUACACAAUGUGGCGUGGGACCUGCUUCAAGGCCUUCAUGACAAAGAAGACCUUCGACCAAGCGGCUGCGGCCUGUCGUGCAGACGGCGGCACCCUCGCCAUGCCCCGAGACGCCGAGACCAACGCCUUCCUCAUCUCCCUGUACAAGUCCGUGGGCGAGGAUUGGAACUUCUGGUUCGGCCUGCACGAUCGGCGCCGAGAGGGAAGGUUUGAGUGGGUGGACGGGUCUGCACUUGGGCCGUACAGCUCCUGGGGUCCGGGACAACCGGAAAACCGGAGGGGCGGCGAAGAUUGCGUCCUUUAUUCCACAUACAUGGAAGUCGAGUGGCACGACUAUCCCUGCCAUGAGCGGUUUUACUUCAUAUGCCAGACUGCUCAAGGUACUUAA
Branchiostoma belcheri (Belcher's lancelet) is the source of this 396-nucleotide messenger RNA. Its product is annotated as collectin-10-like. The transcript has a single exon. The record is from RefSeq and is a predicted model, not a curated record. Bases 16 to 396 code for a protein of 126 amino acids. Lineage: Eukaryota; Metazoa; Chordata; Leptocardii; Amphioxiformes; Branchiostomatidae.